GUCGCUCCCGGGGCGCCCCGAGCCGCGCGGCGCUGGACCUCUGACCCCGCCCGGGCAGUGCAGCACACCCGGUGCCGCAGUUCGUCAGCGUCGACGCGCGUCAUCCGAGGGCCAUGGAUCCGCUCACAACAGCGGCAGGUGCGAUCCCGCCGCAGCUGCGCGAGCUCUACAGCUCGCACGGCCUCUCGCAGAUGUCGCAGAUGUCGCAGAUGUCGCAGAUGUCCCAGAUGUCGCCGGCCCGGCUGCUCGAGCUCGGCCGGUACGGCAUGCGGCCCUACGACCUGGCGCAGCAGAUGAUCAGCCAGCAGACGGCCGUCACCAAGCUGCUCAGCGGCUCGCUGCGUCCUCCGGGCGUCAUCGGCGGCAGCAAGCCCAAGGUGGCCACGCCGCAGGUGGUCAACAAGAUCGAACAGUACAAGCGCGAGAACCCCACCAUCUUCGCCUGGGAGAUCCGUGAGAAGCUGGUGGCCGACGGCGUCUGCACCAACAACACGGCGCCGAGCGUGAGCAGCAUCAACCGCAUCCUGCGCAACCGGGCGGCGGAGCGGGCGGCGGCCGAGUUCGCGCGCGCCGCCGGCUACGGCUUCUACCACCCGUACGCGUCGGCGCUGCCGUACCCGGCGGCGGUGUGGCCGGGCCUGGCGCCGACGCCGCCGGUCGGGCCGACCGUCACGCCGCCGGCCGGCGACACGGCCUCGUCGGCCAGCUCCAGCUCGCCCAAGCCCAGCCUCGAGGAGUCCGAGUCGAGGCGUGAGCUGGAGGCGAGUCGCGACUCUGACUCGGAGCAGCCCAAGUUCCGGCGCAACCGGACCACCUUCUCGCAGGAGCAGCUCGAGGAGCUGGAGAAGGAGUUCGAGAAGACCCACUACCCGUGCGUGACGGCGCGCGAGCGUCUGGCCACGCGCACCGCGCUCUCCGAGGCCCGCGUGCAGGUUUGGUUUUCCAACAGACGAGCGAAGUGGAGGCGCCACCAGCGCAUGAACAUGCUCCAGCAACAGCCGGGCUUCGGCCCCCCUGGCUCCCCUGGCUCGGACGCUACCACCCCUGGCUCUCGGCCCCCCUCCCCCCAACCCUUCUCCGACCCCUCCCUACCAACCCCAGCGGCGGCGGUGAGCGCCACCAUUCAGAGCGAACGUAGUGCCUUCGCGCCGCCCGUCCUCCCCCGCCCGGCCGCGGUCGGCUCGCCGGCGUCGUCGGACUGUGUCGGUCUGGACCUCUCGGUGCGCGCGCAGGACGAGUCCACGCGGCUCGCCGGGGAGGGGUCGCACACGUCCGACGACGACGCCGAGUCCGAUGUCAGUGUUGGGGAGGACGCGCCAUCCGCGGACGGCCCACACCACUGAUAGAGGUGGUCGGCGGUGUUGUUCUGCUUGAGGCGGCGGGAAAGACGAAGCUUGCGCUUGGGAGGAUCCUUUUUGCCGUGUCCUAUUUUGCUUUCCCGCCAUGUUCCGCGCCACCCACCGACUCUGACAAGUCAGGAACCGGACCACCCUCUUCAGCUUCGCAUGCUCUGUGUCCUGCGGUCGGGUCGCGGGAGCGGCCCGCGGCCUCCUCCGCCGGUCGGGACAGGUCGAGACAAACGGCUGUUUCUGUGGCUCUUCUUGCGCCGUGCAGCCAGUGGUGUGUAUACCGAACUUUGUUGGCCAUCAUAUGGCAGACGUAUAUAUUUAUAACAUCACAACCGCAUUCGAUCAUUGAUUGUUAACUUAAUGUGCGUUUUUGGAGGAAUGCAUGACGAACGUUGGAUCAAUGUGUCACAAGCAAAUGGAAUACAUCUUCUGCACCA
Messenger RNA from Pollicipes pollicipes, 1786 nucleotides. RefSeq names its product paired box protein Pax-6. The transcript is spliced from 8 exons. Gene Ontology annotation, molecular function: DNA-binding transcription factor activity, RNA polymerase II-specific; RNA polymerase II cis-regulatory region sequence-specific DNA binding. Gene Ontology annotation, biological process: regulation of transcription by RNA polymerase II; anatomical structure development. The record is from RefSeq and is a predicted model, not a curated record. NCBI's taxonomy places the organism in Eukaryota, Metazoa, Arthropoda, Thecostraca, Pollicipedomorpha, Pollicipedidae. The coding region runs from base 114 to 1343 and encodes 409 amino acids.